AGAGAGAGAGAGAGAGAGAGCUGGCGCUUUGUGAUGUCCGCCUGUCAACGGAGCUGUCCGUAAUCCCUGGUCCUGAAACAAGUCCGUUGGAGUUCUCAUAUCAACUCAGAAAGUCGUCGUUGGCGUCAGAGUACCGCAAAAGUGGGAACAACAAUGGAAAUGGAAAUAACAGGUUAAAAAGCAAGAUGGGAGAACAAAACGCAGGAUUACGUUUGUUUUUAAAAAACUGGAUUAUUUAACAUCAAAUUGCGAGGGAUUAUUUGCUGAGUGAAUUUGCGCGGACGGGUCUGUGGCUUUCAAAGAUCUACAUUCAGCUGUGAAUUCGGCCUUCUCAGCCUCUGGAUGUAACCGGCGGCAGGCCCGAGGAUGGCGAAAAUCUGCACCGAGCGGUCCUGCUCCGCCCAGCAACGGCUGUCCGUCCUCCCCGGCGAGGACGACCUGGAACGGCUGGAGAAUGGCGGCAGCAGGUCCCACUCUCUGUGUGACGAAACGUCCUCUGAGCGCCAGGGGGCCGUUUCCACGGUCACCAGCAUACUGGCAGAGUCCCGUAGGAGUUCUUUUACCGGUGCAGGAGCCAUGGCCAGGCUCUCCCACUUCAUCCUGAUGCUGAGGAACUGGGCCUCCCACCGGCUACACCAGGAGACAGAGCGGCCCGACUCCUUCCUGGAGCGCUUCCGGGGCCCCGAGCUGAAGGACCUGUCCAGCCGGGACAGCAACGCCCAGUCUUCCCUGGGACACCCCGACCAGCCCCGCCGGAGGAAUUUUUUCCCAAGUCGUGUCAGUCCUUGGCCACAGGCUAUUCUCAAUCUCAACAACUGUAACAACACCGAUGACAAAAAAGAGGACAAGAAAGAUGAAAUAAAAGACAAGAAAGAUGAGAAAAAAGAAGAAAAGAAAGAUGAGAAAAAAGAUGACAAGAAAGAAGAAAAGAAGGACGAUAAAAAAGACGGCAAGAAGGAUGAUAAAAAAGAUGAAAAGAAAGAUGACAAAAAGAAGGAGGACCCUCCAAAAGACUUCUGGAUCAUGGACCCAGCGACAGACCUGUACUACAGAUGGCUUACAAUAAUCGCUGCUCCUGCCUUUUACAACCUGAUGAUGCUCGUGACCAGGGCCUGCUUUAAUGAGCUUCAGGAGAGCUUCACCAAGCUGUGGCUGACGCUGGACUACUCCUCGGAUAUCAUCUACAUCAUCGACACUUUUGUAAGAUCGCGAACAGGAUUCUUGGAACAAGGACUGCUUGUAAAAGACCCAAAGAAAUUAAGAGAAAACUACAUGAAAACUAAUCAGUUCAAGUUUGAUCUUUUCUCCAUAUUUCCAACUGACAUAUUUAUGUUAAAAGUGGGGCUCAACAACCCUGAGUUGAGGUUCAACCGUCUAUUCAAAAUUGGACGCCUCUUUGAGUUCUUUGACCGCACAGAGACCAGAACCAACUACCCCAACAUUUUCCGAAUCAGCAACCUUGUCCUUUACAUCCUGGUCAUCAUCCAUUGGAAUGCCUGCAUAUUUUUUGCCAUCUCCAAGACCAUUGGCUUUGGCUCAGACUCCUGGGUGUACCCCAACAUCAGUCACCCAGAGUUUGGUCGACUGUCCCGCAAGUACAUUUACUGCCUGUACUGGUCCACGCUCACCCUCACCACCAUCGGAGAGACGCCCCCACCGGUCAAGGACGUCGAGUACCUGUUUGUCGUCUGCGACUUCCUCAUCGGCGUGCUCAUCUUCGCCACCAUCGUCGGUAACGUCGGCGCCAUGAUCUCCAACAUGAACGCGUCCCGCGCCGACUUCCAGGCCAAGAUCGACUCCAUCAAGCAGUACAUGCAGUUCCGUAAGGUCACCAAGGACCUGGAGGCCCGGGUCAUCAAGUGGUUCGACUACCUCUGGACGAACAAGAAGACCUGCGACGAGAAAGAAGUGCUGAAGAACCUACCGGACAAGCUGAAGGCCGAGAUCGCCAUCAACGUCCACCUGGACACGCUGAAGAAGGUGCGCAUCUUCCAGGACUGCGAGGCGGGGCUCCUGAUCGAGCUGGUGCUCAAGCUGCAGCCUCAGGUCUUCAGCCCCGGCGACUACAUCUGCAAGAAGGGCGACAUCGGCCGAGAGAUGUACAUCAUCAAAGAGGGGAAGCUGGCGGUGGUGGCGGACGACGGGGUCACGCAGUUCGUGGUGCUGAGCGACGGCGCCUACUUCGGGGAGAUCAGCAUCCUGGGGAUCAAAGGGAGCAAAGCCGGCAACAGGAGGACGGCCAACAUCCGAAGCGUGGGGUACUCCGACCUCUUCGCCCUCUCCAAGGACGACCUGAUGGAGGCCCUGACCGAGUACCCCGAGGCCAAGAAGGCCCUGGAGGAAAAAGGGAAGGCCAUCCUGAUGAAGGACAACCUGAUCGACGAGGCGGUGGCCAACGCCGGAGCCGACCCCAAGGACAUGGAGGAGAAGAUCGGCCGGCUGGAGUCCCACCUGGAGGUCAUGCAGACCAAGUUCGCCCGGCUGAUGGCGGAGUACACGGCCAGCCAGAGCAAGAUCAAGCAGAGGAUCACGAACAUGGAGAACAGGGUGAAGACCCUGAGGCCGGAGGAACUCUCGGAAGUUGUCGAGGACAAGAAGGACAAGUAGCUCACGUGCACGGCGUCACCGAUCGUGCGUUUUAUACAGAAACUGAACUGGUCAAGAAAAUAUUUCUCCCUUCUUGUAAGAUGUGAAACAUAUCUGUACAAAGUAGUUACUUUUUCAAACUGUUUAUAUGCACAAUUAUUUGCAAAUUGUACAUCACCUGGGUGACAAAAUGAUAAUAUCUAAAUAUGCAGUACUCAUGGUUAUUAGGCAUUUUAAACUGUUAACAGUGCAUCAAAUGUCAAACCUCAAACCUAAUAUUUAAAUGGGUGAUGGUUUGGAAAUGCUUGUGCGUUCUGUGGCCAGCUGGACUCACUUUUAUGGGUAUUUGCAAGCCUCUGUCAUACAGAAAACCAUUCCAUUGAGUUACAUCCUUGUGUAUUUAAUUUAAUAUUACUGAGGUUAAUUUUAGCCUCUUUAAUCCCGUCAACAUGAAAGUGUAAAUAUGUGCAGUAUGCAGGUCUAUUCUUACCGAUUAAAUAAUCGAUUAUUUCAUAUUUUAUUGAGGAAGUAUGAACUUGAUGGACCUUACUGAGGAAGGGCAUAUCUGUUUUAGUUCAUAAAGGUUAAUGGCAAAAUCUGUCCACAUAAAAAAUGGUUUGAAGACAAUGAAAGCUGCCUUGACAUUUAACAGGAGGUAUCACAGAACCCCUCCAUUGGUCUCCAUUAGAGAUCUGUGGAAAGAGAAGAUAAAAAAAAAAAAAAAAAAAGAAUAGAACAAAUGUUUUUUUAACGAAAAGAAAACCCUGGCAGACAAGAUUCUGUGGAUUAUGAAUUAUACAGUAGCACUUCAGAUCGAUGCAUCAUAAAUUGAGGAUAUAGUUCUGUAACCUGAUAUCAAUAAUUCUCAGGUCAGCUCAGAAAAAAAACCUUUCUGCAUUAUUUCAUAGUAGUGUAUGAAUCCGUCCGAAUGUGAUCUACUGAUGCAAAGUAAAUGCACACAUUCAUCUUAACCACGGCAGAUUACCUGAGGACUGGUCCAACAGUAACUAAACCUGCAUUUAUUUAAAUGUGUGGAAUGUAAUUUCAUUUAUUGGCGUUUUUAAGUAUGCUAAAGACAAAAUAAAUAUCACUGCAUACUU
Anguilla rostrata (American eel) is the source of this 3686-nucleotide messenger RNA. RefSeq names its product cyclic nucleotide-gated channel cone photoreceptor subunit alpha-like. Lineage: Eukaryota; Metazoa; Chordata; Actinopteri; Anguilliformes; Anguillidae. Gene Ontology annotation, cellular component: plasma membrane; intracellular cyclic nucleotide activated cation channel complex. Bases 367 to 2607 code for a protein of 746 amino acids. Gene Ontology annotation, molecular function: cGMP binding; intracellularly cGMP-activated cation channel activity; intracellularly cAMP-activated cation channel activity. The record is from RefSeq and is a predicted model, not a curated record. The transcript is spliced from 9 exons. Gene Ontology annotation, biological process: monoatomic cation transmembrane transport.